AUGGGGCUGAACUGCAGAAGGAAAAUAUGGGGCACAGGGGAUUUUGAAUUCGGCAAACCACUUGGGAAAGGGAGAUUUGGAGCAGUCUACUUGGCCAGAGAGAAAAAGACCCACUUCAUCUUGGCUUUAAAAGUAAUAUUCAAGUCUGUCUUGGAGAAGGCUCAGAUGGAACAUCAGCUUCGGAGAGAGAUAGAAAUCUUAAGUCAUCUCAGACAUCCAAACAUUUUAAGAAUGUAUAACUAUUUUCACGAUAAGACACGGAUUUUUCUGAUGCUGGAAUAUGCUCCAGGGGGAGAGCUGUACAAGGAGUUACAAAAAAAUAAUCGAUUUGAUGAUAAUAGAACGGCCACUUACAUUGAAGAAAUAGCCGAUGCUCUGAUGUACUGCCACGCUCAGAAAGUGAUCCACAGAGAUAUCAAGCCUGAAAAUCUCCUUUUAGGAUUAAGAGGAGAGUUGAAGUUGGCGGAUUUUGGCUGGUCAGUGCAUACGCUUUCACUGAGGAGGACAACACUAUGUGGCACCACAGAUUAUCUUGCUCCAGAAAUGAUAGAAGGGAGUCCCCAUGAUGAAAAUGUUGAUGUGUGGUGUGUUGGCAUUCUUUGUUAUGAGUGUCUUGCAGGAUAUGCACCUUUUGAAGCACCCACUCGUAUGGAGACAUUCAGACGAAUAAAGGAGGUGAAUUUUAAAUUUCCUCCUUGGAUAUCAGAGGGAGCCAUGGAUCUAAUUGCUAAAGUUCUUAACCGUACACCUUCUAUGAGACUUCCUCUGAAAGGAAUAAUGGAACAUCCAUGGGUUAAGACAAAGUCAAGAAGAAUUUUGCCACCUAUCUAUAAUGAAGUAGAAAAGUAAAUGUUUAUGUUAUCUCCUAAACGCUCUUAACUCAUUUUAUUUGUAAAUCUCUCUUGUAUCUCUUUAGAUAGCUAGUUGUUUGUUGAAUCACUGUUGUAAAUGACUUUCUCAUAUUCUUAUUUAAAUGACUUCUUGCUACUAAUGGCAAUAAUACUGCAUGUUAGCUGGAUUUGUAAAGUGAGGGUAUUAGUCGUUAAUGUAACAGAGGAAACAAGUGUAUUCUUUUAAAAAUAAAACACGACUCACAAGGCAAUAGCAAUUGGGAGAGAUGGUAUAGAUAUAGAGGGUAUAUUGCUCUCUUCAUAAUAUCUUCGAAUAAGAGAACCAAUUGACUAUUAUCUUUUUGAAAAUAUGGUAGUAAUAUUCUGAAAAGUGGGGAGUAAAUAGUAAGAAAAAACUACUAAUCUUCAUCAGGAAAAAUACUUUUUUCCUUUUUGUAUAGCCUUCUGCAUAAGAACAAGAUCUAGCACUGUCAGAUCUGUGUUGGGAUUAGAGCUGAUAAAAAUCUUGUCUUAAAAAUAAAAAUGGUAAAAUAUCAAAGCUAAUAAAAAAUAGUAUUAUAUUUACUUGUUGGCUUCUCAAACUGGAUUUUCAU
Crotalus tigris (Tiger rattlesnake) is the source of this 1444-nucleotide messenger RNA. Its product is annotated as aurora kinase B-B-like. Gene Ontology annotation, cellular component: spindle microtubule; chromosome passenger complex; spindle midzone. Lineage: Eukaryota; Metazoa; Chordata; Lepidosauria; Squamata; Viperidae. The transcript is spliced from 6 exons. Bases 1 to 849 code for a protein of 282 amino acids. The record is from RefSeq and is a predicted model, not a curated record. Gene Ontology annotation, biological process: mitotic spindle organization; regulation of cytokinesis; protein phosphorylation. Gene Ontology annotation, molecular function: protein kinase activity; ATP binding.